Messenger RNA from Bombina bombina (fire-bellied toad), 4884 nucleotides. It is a transcript of the gene SELENOI, whose product is annotated as selenoprotein I. Gene Ontology annotation, molecular function: ethanolaminephosphotransferase activity. The record is from RefSeq and is a predicted model, not a curated record. Gene Ontology annotation, cellular component: Golgi apparatus; endoplasmic reticulum membrane. NCBI's taxonomy places the organism in Eukaryota, Metazoa, Chordata, Amphibia, Anura, Bombinatoridae. Gene Ontology annotation, biological process: phosphatidylethanolamine biosynthetic process.
UCCCUCCCUCUUGUUGGCCGCACGCGCAGCCUGCUCACCCAAUCGCUGCAGCCCUAUCCGCCUCGCGCUGGGGUCUCUCACGCUGUCCCACCUUCGCAUUGCUGCCUUGCGCCCGGUCUCGUGCCCCCACAGCUGUUGCCGCCAUGGGUUGGUGUUGUGAGUACGUGACGCCCGAGCAGUUGGCAGGCUUUGAUAAGUACAAGUAUAGCGCAGUGGACACUAAUCCUAUCUCCCUGUAUGUGAUGCACCCAUUUUGGAAUUCAAUAGUUAAUCACCAGGAAAUGUGCAUGUUCCUAGCUGGGUUUGGAUUGUAGCUGGACUACUCAACUUUACAGCGUAUACUCUAGAUGGAGUAGAUGGAAAACAAGCACGUAGAACUAACUCCAGCACCCCACUGGGUGAGCUGUUUGAUCAUGGGCUGGACAGUUGGGCCUGCAUAUACUUUGUGGUGACUGUAUAUUCUAUAUUCGGCCGUGGGGAGAAUGGAGUCAGUGUCCUGGUUCUUUACCUCCUUCUGUGGGUUGUGCUGUUCUCCUUCAUUCUUUCUCACUGGGAGAAAUAUAACACUGGAAUACUCUUCUUGCCUUGGGGAUAUGAUUUGAGCCAGGUGACUAUUUCCUUUGUUUAUUUGAUCACAGCAGUUGUGGGUGUGGAAGCCUGGUAUAAACCUAUAGUCUACACCAUCUUAUACCGUGACGUCUUCACAACGAUGAUUGUUGAGCAUAUCGUAACGACACGUUGAAGCACAAAACAUUCUACGAAUCAAUGCUUCCUCUCAUCUCUCCAGUGCUGCUGUUUGCACUCUGCACUCUCUGGAUCGUUGUUUCCCCUUCAGAUAUUUUGGAAGCCCACCCUAGACUUUUCUAUUUCAUGAUGGGGACCACAUUUGCUAAUAUUACGUGUCAGCUGAUAGUAUGCCAGAUGAGCAGUACGAGAUGUCAGCCUCUGAGUUGGCUUCUCAUCCCACUGACCCUGGUUGUGUUCACUGUAACAGCUGGAUUUGCCCGGAAGAGUGAAGGAGUCUUGCUGAUUAUUGUUACAGCACUUGUAACUGUUGCACACAUACAUUAUGGUGUAAGCGUGGUAAACCAAUUGAGUAAACACUUCAACAUUUUGCCUUUUUCACUUAAAAAGCCUAAUUCGGACUGACUAGAGGAGGAAGAGAAAGUCGGCUUGCAGUCUGCAGAAGUUUUGUAAAGAGAGAGCUUCCCUGCACUUCGUCCAUCACCACAAACAAAAGCAUACACCCUCUGGGUAGACACUGGAACCAACUGUACUGUACUUGGACCUAUAAGGAGUACUAACACAAACCUCUUUGUAUAACUGACAAAGACUGACUGUAAAUAUUAGACCAGCUGAAUGUUCUUGUACAGUUAUAAUUUCCUACAUUCUGCCUCUCUCUUCUCGUGUUUGGAUUUGCGUUGUGUACCUUUGUGCUCUUCUGCACAUGAAAUCUCACUGGGAACAUAAACAUAGUUGUUAAUACACCCUUUUGAACCAAUGACACCCAGGGUACACCGUCCAAAGAAAUGAUCUUUUUGGUAAGUUGUGUGCCAUUAAUUUGCAGGAGCACAAACAAAGAUAAGCUCAACCCAAACCAUAUUUUUCUGAAGCACACAUGUUUAUGAUAGAGCGUUGCAAAGUUUACAACUCUAAUUUUUUAUUUUUUCUUCUUUUUGACUUUUAUGAUUUUUAUUUAGGCACUCAUAGUAUCUUUAACACAUACUGGAGAAAGAACUGAUAACCUUACCUCGUAGAAUGUUAUUCAAGCUAUAUAGCAGAGCAGUACAGUGGCAAACCCUUCUUGACAGGAUAGUUGUACUGUGGAUUUAAAAUCCAACAUUAUUUUGGCAUUUGUCUUAUGACCAAAUAGUUGUGGUCUGAGGCUUGUUAUUUAAUGUGUAAAUCACUGUCUAAAUUAUUAUUGCUCAAACGUUUAAUGUUUUGUAGUUUAGGAUCAAUUUGGAGUGUUUACUCCAUUUUUCAGGAGCAAAGGCAAAAUAAGCUAUUCUUGAUUUUGGUGCAGUAUUUUACACCAUUUUAAUUUAAAUGCAUACUGAAUAUCUGCUGCCACUUUUUUUUAAUAUUUCAAUAAUGUUUCUUCAUAAAGUUUUGGGAAGAAUUCAUAUUUUUCCUUUGCCCAUGAAAUUUAAACACAGAUUUUGUGCAUCUUAGCAAAAAAGUUAGAAACCUGUUUUUUUAUGUUAAGAAUGAAAAUGUUUAAAGUUAUAUAAAACCCUUUAAUGAGAAGCGUUUUUUUAGAUGUAAUAGCCAUAAAGGCAUAUUUCUAUGAAUCUUUCUGCAUAUUUCUAUGAAUAUUUUGUUACCCUUCCAGUUGUAAUUCCAGAUUAGGACAUCAAGCCCCACUACACACAGGUAUAUGCAAAAGGUUUGUCCUUGCACUCUUACGUUAGAUAGCAUCUUAAAGUUCUUUCUUUUUCUUUCUUUUUUUUCAUUUAAUGUGUCUGGUGCUACUUCUUAGUUGCUUAUUUGUUGUUGGUUUUGACAGUUUGGUGGUGGGAAGGAAAAGCAUGCCGAUUUUCUUUGUGGCCUAUUUUUUUUUUUUUUUAAUAGACUUCCUGUGCUUGAAUGAAGAGUGUAUCUAAACCCAUUUAUUUUUGGACAGGGUACACUUGGAGGUACCAAGUGCGGUCUGUGGUAUUAUGUAAAGCUAGUAUUGGUAUUAUUAAUGUGAGAAUUACAGAUCCAUUUUACAAAUGUAUGUUGAAGUGGAUUCAAUUACAGACCAUGAGAAGCUAUUGCAAACUAUCAUAUUUAUUUUCUUCUUGGUGGUAUCUCUCUUACGAAAUGUAUCAUUUAAGUAUAUUUUUACCAAAGUUGGAGCAGGUCCACUCACCUUUGACUUUUUGUUUUAAUAAAUAUAAGCUUUGGUUUGAGAUUCAUACACCAGUUUGUAAUAAAGAAUAGUUGGCCAUGUUUUCAAUGACUGGAGUGACAUUUUGAAUCCAACCAACUGCGUAGUAACUCACACUACUGUAAAAUGUAUCUUGUGAUAUGUUUGCCAGCUGCUCUCAAGCAUAGACAAACAACAUUGUCUAAUUAUUUUAAGUUUUGUAAAUUCUAAAUCAUUGUUAUAAAAAAUGUGUUAAAUGUGAAACGGACUAUUGGCAAUUGUGUACAUUUGUGUGGUUUUUUUUCUCAUUUAAUAAUGGACAAUUAUACGUCUCAAUGUGUACAUAUUUAAUUCAUAUGUAGGAUAAAGAAUAACAGAUCUUUCUGAAAUUGUAUCUAUUUUCCUGUCCAUUGUCCUUCUGUUUUGCAUUGUUGGUGGGGGGGUUUUUGGGGGGGGGUUCUAUUUUGUUUGUUUUUUUCUCUUCAACAAACGCAUGAGCAGGUUUGCUCUGAUGUGAAAAUGAAGAAAUCGUAUGCAAGAUGAACAGAUGCAUCUUUAAAUAUGGACUUGGUUUGCAGCGCUUCAUUGGUAAGGAUUUAAAUAUCAACUGCAAAUAGAGACCUGAGCCGUACUAAAGCAAACAGCAGAAUCUCUGUAUAUUCCAACAAAGAAUUUGAAAUCUAAACAAACUCAAUAUGGGAUAUUACUUUGGAUUUAAUUAUGGACUAUCUGUUUUUGUUUAAAAGUGUAUUAUUAAAGUGUUAAUUUUUUAUGUACGUAUGGCUGCAUCAACUAUUAGUAUAAGUUUUAAAAAAAAAAAGUAAAUCUAAAUAUGGCUAUAUGAUUCAUUUUUUACGUUUCUGUGUUGUGUUCUGAAUCUUAAAAAGACAAAAUUAAGCUUUCAUGGUUUAGAUAGAACAUGUAGUUUAAAACAACUUUCCUAUUUACAUAGGUGCUCAGGAGCGUGCACGUGUCUUUAAUACUCUAUGGCAACAGUGUUUUAAGCAGCAUAUUAUACCUUGUUGCAAAUACUGCUGCCAUAGAUUAGUAAAGACACGUGCACGCUCCUGAGCUCCUAUGAAACGAUGUAGAUGUACAAAUGUGUAAAUUUGAUAAUAUAAGUAAAUUGGAAAGUUGUUUAAAUUUGUACACUCCAUCUGAAUUAUGAAAGUUUUUACUUUACUGUCCUUUAAGAUAUUUUAGUGUGAUAGAUAUUGGUUUUGUUUACAUGAAGUAAAUAUUGAUAUAUACAUAAAAUGUGCAUAUCUGCAUAUUAAGAGAUGUAUGAAGCUGUGUGUGCUACUCUGUGGUUCAGGUUGAUUUAGAAUUAGACAUUAAUUGGACUACAGUUUAAAACUGGCUUUCAAAUUUUUACCACAUAAAGGACAUGAUUGUAAAAAAAAAAAAAAUGUAUGUUCUAAGCAAGCAACAGUACCAUACUGCUCUAUGUGGUUAACUCCUGCAAAUGGAUUAAAGUUUGUUCAAGAGCAUCAAUGCAUCACUGGGUGCUAUCUGAAAACAUCUGGUGCACCAAUGACGAGACAGGAGUGUGUUGCCACCAAUCACCAGCUUGUCCCCAAUACUGCAUUGCUCUUACUGAGCAAAUACUUUUCAACAAAGGAUAACAAGCGUAAAAGGUAAAUUUGGUAAUAGUAGUGAAUAUAAAUGUGUCUUAAAGUUAUGUGCUCUAUUUGGAUCAGGAAAGUUUUCUUUCCACUUUCAUGUUCCUUUGGGAUUUUGAAUGUCAAACUAGAAUAAUCACAGAAAAACACUGAGAAUAAAUGAUUAAAAAUCAACUGAACAUAUAUUUGUGUAAACUAAAGUCUGAACGUUUUGUCAUACGUUUAAACAUAAGAAGAUCUCACGAAAGUGUCUAGUGAUUUGAAAACCUACAAGAGGUAUUACUCCAAAAUCACAGUGGCCUCUUGCUUCAAAUUUGUAUUAUUUGUAUGAAAAAUGUAUCUUUGUGGUGCCAUUAUGUAUUUAUACUUUUUAUGACCUGUAAAUCAAUAAAAUCAUAGAAAGUAAAA